GCAAACAGAGUCGCACAAAAGCCGCAUCAGAAACCAGAAGUUGCAGGAAAUGCUUUGUGUGGGGCCUUCCAGGGGAAUGAUAUAGAAGCCAGUUGAGAGUUAAUCGGAAUAUUUGGGUGUGUGGCUAUAUGAGGAGUUACUUGGAUGGAAGGGAUAGCAACGAACAGAUUUUCUUUCUCAGAAGGGACUAAGGUUUUUCAUGUGAUGAUUUACUGGUAAGAAGGUUCACCGGAAGAGCUUGCUAAAUGGAUAGAUAUUGGGAAUGGAUUUGGCUGGCUUUCAGCCUUUCAGUCUUGCUAACAGAUACUGGGUUUGGCUACUCCAUCAUAGAAGGUCCCAGAAAUUUAACAAUUCUAGCUGGUUCAGUGGCUCAUUUUAAUUGUACAGUGUCAGAACGGUGGCCUGUUUUGAUAUGGCUUUUAAAUGGAAACCCUAUAUUGACUGUACUGAGUAACGGAACACCUAUUAUAACAAAUCCAAAAUACAAUCAGGAUGGUUUUCAAAAUGGUACUGAGUUCACCUCCGGACUCAAGAUUUUUGAUGUCCAGCUAAAUGAUUCUGGAGAAAUAAAAUGUAGUCUCCAGAACUUGCAAGACGAUAAAUACGCAUUUCUUUCUGUUCAAGUUAAUGGAUCUUUGACUAUCAAAACUGGCAACUUGUCAGUAAGAGAGAACCAGACAACUGAGAUAAUUUGUGAAGCUCUUGGAUGGGCUCCUGCUCCACAGAUUUCCUGGAUGGUAAAUAAUAUUACAUUAGAUAAUUCCAUGUACAUUACCAACCGGAGUCAAGGAUCAAAUGGCUUGUACAAUGAAGAGAGUAUCUUAACCCUGACACCAAUGACCAAUAGCACUGUGACUUGCUUUGUCGCUAUAGAUGCACUCUCUGAGCCACAGUAUGCAACUGUGACACUUACUGUGUAUGAACCUCCUUCAAUAGCAGGUGAUGACGGACGAACUCGAACUAUAAUUUUAGCAGUUGUAUUGUCAGUUGUUGGUUUCCUCCUCCUGAUCCUUAUUAUUCUGCUUAUUAUCUGCUGCUGCAAAAGAAGGAAAGACUCCAAGUAUCAAGAGGAGAUGAGAAAGGCAUCAGAAAAGAAAACUGCUGAUAGAAAUUUGGAGACAGACAGACACAGUGGACAGGAAAAUUAUGCAUACAGUCCAGACGAUACAGGGCGUGCUGGGCAAAUGACAGGAGUUCCCUCUUUCUCCCCAGAUAACUCUAGCCUGUAUGCUCCAGACUGGGAUUUAGACGUGAAUCCUGCAUCACAGGUUUCUUAUAACGGACGUCAUGAUGGAGUGCAGCCCUCAAGAACUACUGCUGUUCCAAUCAAUCCAAGAAAAAUCAGAAAUGUGACACACGUAUAGGAAAUCGUUUUCUCUGGUCUUUGUUCAAGUCCCACAUCUUCCAAAGCACUUUCUUUGCUAUUCUUGGUGAAUUUUGAUGCAUCAACACAAAGAUUCAACACCUUUGCAAGAUUUGCAUUCUCCUUUGUUUUAUCUGAGAACCAUCAAGUACCACUCACAAUUUAAUUAAGGAGGCAUUGCCUGUUGUCUUUUUCUGCAGCUGCUACUUAGAAUAAAAAGGGUGACACUCCCUCCACCUUUAAAUACUCAUUUUGUGUGAUGAAUAACUCUAGCAAAUGUGAAAGCACUUUCAAACUAUUGGUUGAUCCAAUAGAAGAUUUCAUCCUGUUGAUACUUUUUGAAAAUAUAAGCAUUUACACGCCGGGAAAAUGGCAUUUUUAAAUCUCAACAUAGAAGCUUUUAUUCCUCACAUAAAGUGGAUAGGACUGAUGUGGCAACAAGAUGAAAGCAGGCACAUAUCUACCAGAUCACAGGACUGAACAAGUGACGGGGGCAUGAAAUUACCACAUAAGCUAAAGCUGAAGUGAGUUCAUGAAGAUUCGUAUGUCUCAAUAGUUAGUCAGCUUUGAAUCUGCCUCAUACAGAGCUGUGAUGCUUGUCAGCUUAAAUGCUUGCUAUUAAUAUUUCUAAUUAUAUUUCUAAUAAUGUGUCAGGAGCUCAGCAGUCCCAAGAUAUUACAAACUACUGCUCCAAGGGAAAAUGUGUAUUUGAUUCCACUUUUUAAAUUUAACUUAUAAAGCAUGGCUGUCUUGCUUUGGUGCUCAUUAAAAACAUAUAUUGAAACAUUUAAAAAAAUCAAUAAAACAUAUUUAAAAUAUCAUGCGCGUGCAGACACACACUAACAUGAUCCUAAGUGCAUUUAUUUGGAAGUAAAACUCAUUGAAAUUAAUUGUUUUUGUUUCCAAGAAGCUGAAUUUAUGCCCCAGCGCAGAAUACUUUUUUUGUGUGACAAACAAUUUUCCCCCUCUUGUUCAAUGACUUCUGGAGACUUUGCAUAGAGUAUAAGGGGUUUUCCACCACCCAAUCAAUUCUCCGUUGGUGCCAUAUUACCCAAAUAAAACAUACAUACUUUCUGCUG
Messenger RNA from Lacerta agilis (Sand lizard), 2442 nucleotides. RefSeq names its product immunoglobulin superfamily member 5 (gene IGSF5). Gene Ontology annotation, biological process: cell-cell adhesion. The coding region runs from base 246 to 1364 and encodes 372 amino acids. The record is from RefSeq and is a predicted model, not a curated record. NCBI's taxonomy places the organism in Eukaryota, Metazoa, Chordata, Lepidosauria, Squamata, Lacertidae. The transcript is spliced from 9 exons.